AUUUAUUAUCAGACCGGGCCAAAUAUCCUUUAAUAUAAAACAUCAUUAGAUGCGCAUGCACGCAAAACUCUGAUCUCCCAGGCGCCGCCGGAUACUCAGAGAGUUGAUGAAGAGAUGCUGCAUGUUUAGAGCUCCUUGACGGGGACGGGGACUGUGUUUUCCGGGUCGCACUGGUCUGAUCGUAAGGCAGAGAGAGGCAGAUUCAGGGGAGGGACGCCAGCAGCAGCAGCAGCAGCAGAUGAUCCCGGUCUCACUGCUCGCACACAGGCAGGGCUGACACUCAUGGUACUGCGCCUCUGAGAAAAAAACUAACACUUCACCUGAAGAAUCCACCUGAAAUUUGAGGGAAACCGCAUUGGGACACUAUGGAGAUGUCAGAAUCAGUUUCACAGCAGGAGCGGCUCCAGGCUAUUGCAGAAAAAAGGAAAAGACAGACAGAAAUCGAGAACAAGAAAAGACAACUAGAGGAUGACCGACGGCAGCUUCAGCACCUCAAGUCAAAGGCACUGAGGGAAAGAUGGCUGCUGGACGGUGCGCCCUCUGCAGGACCGGAGGAAGACGAGACCACGAAACAGCUGCGUGAAGAUGAAGCCAAAACCAGAGGUCUUGAGGAAACCAUUCUCAGAAUGGAGAGAGAGCUGGAGGAGCUAGAGACAGGAGUGUCUGCAACAUCCACCAAAGAGAACCUGUCAGACGCAGUACAGGAAGUCAACAUCAAGACAGUGGAAAAAACGAUCGUGAUGGACUCUGUGACAGACUCUGUAACAGAGGUCAAAGUUCACGUCAGCCCUCGUCUGGAGAAAUCCGGAGGUGUCUCUGACAUGAUGAGAGCAGCGAUGUACUCCGUAGAGAUCACAGUUGAGAAGGACCUGGUGACUGGCGAGACCAAAGUCCUGUCCACUAACACACUGCUCCCCAAAGACCUCUCGCAGCAGGGCGUCAAGGUCUAUGAGGAUGAACAGAAAGUCGUGCAUGAGGUGCGAAGCGUGGACGGUGCGGUAACCAACGGCGUUCACCAGCUCAGCUCUUCGGAGGUGGAGGAACUCCUCCACAAGGCUGAUGAAGUGACCAUGAGCGAGAGCAGCAAGACUACGCCGCGACUGGAGCGAGGGCAGGCCGAGAAGGUGGAGAAGGUGGAGAAAGACGUAGUCCCAUCCCCCAUAAAGGAGAUCACGGGCGUAGAAGCCAAACCCGCAGCCCCUCAGACAGAAGUGGGCGGGGCCAGCACGGAGAACCCAGUCACUAUGGUGUUCAUGGGCUACCAGAGCGUUGAGGAUGAGGAUGAAACAAAGAAGGUUUUGGGGCUGGAGAGCACGACUGUGAAGGCUGAGGUGGUGCUCAUCGAGGACGGAGAUGCCAAGACCGCUGCCGGUGAUGCUAAGCAGGAACAGGCGCCCCCUAACGGCAGCCCGGCAGAGCCACCGAAGGCUGAAGAGGCGGCCGGAGAGUCGGGGCAGCCAGAAGGGGGCGCUGCUGAGGUCAAGAGCAAGGAGAAACAACCCUGCAAGUGCUGCACCAUCAUGUGAGCCCAAACACACCCUCCCAAACACAGACUUUACUGAUGAAAUGCUACAACAGCAAGGCUGAGAGGAAUAAACGUUCAGUAUCUUUUGAUAGAAGCUGUUGUUUCUUUAAUUGAUUUUUACCUGUUUUAUAUUUUCUAUAUUACUUUAUCCUUUCCCCUCGAUCCCUUCUAACCUAAUUUAAAUUUUAACACGCUUUUUUUUGUUCUCUGAAAUGAGUCAUACGCGCUCCCGUAAGAGAAGUAUGAAGAUAUGACCCUUUAACUGAAAUGAACUGAUCAAACCCCUUUAAUCAGCAUUUAGUUCAAAAACAAUUUGUCUUACCUUUCCAUAUGGAAGAUUCAAAUACUUCCCAUAAGUGUAUAACAUAUAUGAUUUUUUUUUUAAGCCUGUUUAUUCUGAGUUCCCUUUUUGCAGAGCAUGUGUUGUGUGCACUACGAAGUAUUUUCACUUUCACAUGAAAAGAUUGAAGAAAAUGAUUGAUCUAAGCAUCGUGCACUGCACUGUAUUUAUUGCUAUUGAAGCUGUGAGAAGUAUUGCAAUUAUUUUUUGUUUUAUUUUGUUUUUCAAAUUAGGAAUAAAGCCUGUGGGAUUGACAGAGCGCACUUUGCAUUUGCUUAGAAAUGUCCAUCAUGCGGGAGUUUUAAAGAAAAGUUCUGGGUUCGAUACGAGCUGAGCUCUUGAUUAAUACAGAAAAUAGUUUUGACUCAUCCCUCAGUUUGCAAAAUGUUUUUUUUUAAACAUAUGAAUUGUCACUUACAAAAAAAGUUUUUGUAGCUCUAAAGCUGUACAUUUUAGUUUUUAGUUUUUAAAUGCUUUUGAAAGCCAUUUCUUUUACUCAAGGAUGCAUUUAUUAGAUCAAAAUACAGUAAAAACAGUAAUAUUGUGAAAUAUUAUUGUAGAAUAUCACAUAGUUUUAAAAACAUUUCUCUAAUGAUGGCCAUUUAGGCCAAGAGAUUUACAUAUAUUUAUUUGAUCAAAAGUACAGUAAGAGGUGAAAUUUUAUCAUUAAAAACAACUCUUUUCAAUUUAAAUAAAUGUUAAAUUGUAAUUAAUUUCUAUCAAUCAAAUCUUAUUUUUUGUCACAUGAACCUUCAAGAAACACUUUUUUAUUUUUUGCAUCCUUGCUUAUUAAACGUAUUACAUUCUUUAAUAUAUACAAUAUGCAAUAUAUAUAUAUAUAUAUAUAUAUAUAUAUAUAUAUAUAUAUAUAUAUAUAUAUAUAUAUAUAUAUAUAUAUAUAUAUUGCAUAAUCCACAUGAUUUUACAAACUUAGGGAUGAGUUUUAAUAGUUUUACAGUAAAUUAAAGCAUGUCACAGCUUAUGCUCUCUAUUGAACCAACAUUCCUGCAAAUGCACGUGUAACCAGUAUGAGGCUGUUUGCUUUAAAUGAAAAAAAACAUUUAAAUGGCCAAUCCCUUCUCUUUUCCCUUGCUAUAUCUCAAACACACAGUAAUACAGCACCGUUUUCCUUAUUUCCCUUAUUUUUGUUCUCCCGUGAGUCCAGUAGAUUGCGCUCUUUCAUAUUGAAAUGUAGGACAGGUGAGCUGAGGAUAUCUCAGUAAGCUUUGAUGUUUUGCUGUUAGGCUGUUCGGUGGUCGUUCUCAGUUAGACUGUUGCAGCAAAGAGCUCGCGCAUGUGUUUGUAAUCGUUCCUUUGUGUUUCUAACUAAAAUAUAUAUAUAUAUAACCCCCACUUGAAAUGCUCUAUUUAUUGGAAAUAGAGAUCAAGAGUAGAGAGUCAGUUGUUCUCUCGGUUACUUUCAAACUGCUGCAUGAUGUAAACUCGCAUCGGAUCAUUUGUAGCCUUCUCAUCUUUCAUCUGCAUCGCUCGUGUGCAUUUGGCCUUGUUCUGACUUUCGGAGGUGUGUGUGUGUAUGUAUCAGGCUGGCUGUGUGUUUUUAAUGGUAUGCCAGUCCGCACUGCCGUCAGCCCUCAGGAAGGGAUCAGUGACCGCUCAUUCCUAACAAGUGACAUCAACAAACUGCUGCAGCCAAUCCUAUGCAAGAGCCCUCAUGCGUGUAAACUAGUGUCAGAAUAAGCAAAGCUCUCUCACUUCCACAGCAAUUAUAACAGUUCCCGAGACUAGAAUGGAGAGACAGGAAGGACAUUAUCCGCCCUUCCUUAGCUGUUCCAAGGAAGUGUGGCGAGGGGACAGGAAACAUUUAAUAGGUUAUUAUACCAAGUAUUGAAGCUGUUUCUUAUAUAUAUAUAUAUAUAUAUAUAUAUAUAUAUAUAUAUAUAUAUAUAUAUAUAUGUUAGCAUUUUUGUGAAAAGUUGGAACAAAAAGUAGCUAUGAUGCCAAAUGCUUCAGUAAAAACAAAAAGCAUAUUGUUUUUGUAGCCUAUGUCUUUGUGGAAGAGAUGGGUGAUGGAUUGGUGCUUAUUUAGUUAUUUUCAUCUUUUCCAUAACAAAUUUAAACGUUAGUAACAUUAAAGGUGCAUUUGUAGUUAGGUUUCGCAAUCAGUGUCUAGUUUCAUGUAAGUAACACAGAUACCGUGGUGUUUCAGAGGGAUGUAUUUAAUUCCUUUACCUGUCUAACUCGAGACUUUCCUCGCCAAAUAUUGCCGUACCGAUGUUUCUGUCUGAUGGCUUCAGACCAUGAUAAAUACACGCAGUAAACACACAUAUAUAAAUAAAAAACAUUUAUUUUGAACGCGAUUAAUUGCAAGUAAUUGUUUCACAGCGCUAAUAUGUAGUGAAACUGGCUUCAUUACAUCAAGUCCUGCCUAAAACAAGCAUACAAAAUUAUGAAAAAUGAUUCAGGCGCUUCAUAUUACAUGGUAUUUAGUGAUACGUAAAUUACAUUCAGUAUUAAUUAUACUUCAUUAAAUACAAUUGUAACUGGUAAUUGUAAAAGGCGUCUUUCUGCAGGUUUGGGCUAUGAUCACAUUGCAUUUACACAAUAACCAGCGCGCUGUGUUUUGAGAUUUUUUUAAUCGAAACAAUUUGCAAAUCAGUUUAGUGUUUCAAAAAGCUUGAAAUCACUAUAUACAGGUAAUGAUUGUCCCAUUGUUUCUGCUGGAAGGCACAGUGUUUGUAAAAUAUGAAUUCUUUGCAUCCCCGAUCAACGCUGGGCUACUAGCGGUCGUGAAAUUUAGUGAAACUCCGGGGGUCAUGCCCUUUCAUCGUGCUAAAAUACAUUUUGAUGGGGAUGGCACACGCCGUUAAUAACUGAAAUACAUUUUGGAGAAAUCUUUUUCUAAGUAACAAAACAAAUGUAUUUCCUCUGUGUGUAAAACUUUAGCUCCAAACUACUAAAUGCACCUUUAUGUCACCAUGGAGGGUUUUUUUAAUGAAUGUUAAACCUGUACCUUAUAAAUUGCUUACUUUGUAAAUUUAAUUUGAUAGCAAAUUAAUAGCAUUUUUAGGAGAAUUAAAUUAUGUGGCAUGGGUAGCUGGUAGAUGUGUGCUAGAAUAAUGUGUGUGUGUGUGUGUGUGUGUGUGUGUGUUGCGUCUAUGUGGUCGUUUUCAUGAUUUGUUACAUUUAAUAUGUCACGCUUUAUCUCUCAUAUUACUUACAUUACUGCCCGAAUUGCUGGGGUGAACUCAGUGAAUGUUGUUUAGAAGCCCAGGAGUCAAAUGAGGUCAACAUGAAUGCAAAAAAAAAAAAAAAAAGACUAUUCCGUUUAUUGCGUUUACACACAUUCGCUUAUCCACGUGUACACUUUUUGGAUGUAAAGCAGCGUCGGUGAGGUUAUAAUUAAUGGUUCGGAAACCUUUUGCUUUCCUCCCAAUGCUCCGGGCAACUUCCUUUAAAGUCUUUGCAUCACUGUGAGUUUCAUGGUUUGCCGCUCACCUUACUGUCCGUCAGUACUAACAUUCCAGUUCCGACGUGUUCCUCGCCCCUGAAUGCCUUGCUGUCUGGCCUCGGGCCUGGCGUAACUCUUUUGUAUAGCUGCAUGCUUUUAUAGGUACAUACAUCACACAUAUCUACAUAUACAUAUCCGUUUCCAUGUUAGAUAACGUCCCUGUGCUUGAACCCCUAACCCUUGAUGACAAGCUGAGUUCAAAGUCAUGAUAGAACAGAGGACAGUGUAGGAACAUAUAACCAGGUUCCUCUCUUAUUGGAUCUCCUGAUAAUGAGUGUGUGCUCUUACUGCCACUGUUGUCUGUGUGUUGUGAAGGUCUGCUUUCUUAUGAACCUGACAGAGCUGUAGAAGGAGUUGGAAGGAGACAUUAAAAUGUGACGUGUGUUACAGAAA
Molecule: messenger RNA, 5727 nt
Organism: Puntigrus tetrazona (Sumatra barb)
Lineage: Eukaryota; Metazoa; Chordata; Actinopteri; Cypriniformes; Cyprinidae
Gene: palm1a
Product: paralemmin 1a
Exons: 9
Coding region: 366-1526 (386 amino acids)
Biological process (GO): regulation of cell shape
Cellular component (GO): membrane
Source: RefSeq, a predicted model, not a curated record